Messenger RNA from Paramecium tetraurelia, 1053 nucleotides. RefSeq lists its product as uncharacterized. Gene Ontology annotation, cellular component: U2-type spliceosomal complex. Gene Ontology annotation, biological process: mRNA splicing, via spliceosome. The transcript has 3 exons. The record is from RefSeq and is a predicted model, not a curated record. Lineage: Eukaryota; Ciliophora; Oligohymenophorea; Peniculida; Parameciidae.
AUGGGAUUGAAUUAUUUAUAAAAGAAAAAUUGGCAUCCAGGUUCUUUGAAGAAUUAAGAAAUUGUUUGGAUUAGAGAACAAAUCCAAGCUGAUAUAAUAAAGAGGGAGCAAGAAAGGGCAAAAAAAUUGGCAGAAGAAAAAAACAUAGAGGAAUUAAAAAGAAUUUAAGUUGAAGCAGGUUUAAUUCCAAAAAGUCAUUUGGAUAGAAUGGAAUGGAUGUAUGAUGUCAGCAAACUUGAAAAAUAAAAUCAAAAUUCAGCAGAAGAAUAUCUUCUUGGUAAGACUGCUACAUCUUAAGAAGUGGAAAAACUAGCAGAUUAAAGAGAAAAGGCUAAACAAACUUAAUAAUAUCAAACAGUUUUUAAAGAGGAAACAACAAAUGCAAAAUGUGAAGAUUUUGUGCUUGUGCAUGAAGAUCCUAUGUUCUAAAUUAUGAAAGGGGAAUAACAAAUAAAAUAAGUCUUAUUGCAGAAUCCUUUGAAAGUGAAAUAAUUGUAAGAGAAGAUAGAAGCAAAUAAAAAAAUAAAGAAAGAAAAAUCACAUAAAGAGAAAAAAGAUAAAAGUAAAAAAAAGAAUGGUAAGAAGGAUAAAAAGUCAUCAAAAAAAAGUAAGAAACAUAAUAGAAGCAGUAGUUCUAGAUCUUCAUCUUCAAGUUCUAAGGAAUAAGAGAUUUCUACAGCCAUUUCAACAGGUUCUUCUAAAUCUUAAAUUUAUUAAUAAUAUUUAAAAGAAAGAUUGGGAAAUAUUGCAGUCACAGACGAACAUGGAAAUGUUAAAGCAGAUUUCAGUCUGAUGAAAAAAAAAUAUAGAAAAAACUUAAAUCCAUAGUAAUCUUAGGAGGAACUACGUAAUUAAAUGGCAGCCGAUGGAUAACAAAGACUUCAACAAUAAUUAAAAUAAAUUGAUGAAGAACCUAAAUAAUAAUAAUAAGGAGUAGGAGGAGGAUAAUUUUUAAACAAAAUAAGGAAAGAAAUAUAUAAUUAAAAUGAUUCUAGUGCCUAUCAAGAUAGAAUUAAAAGAAAUAGACACUUCUAAGAAAGAUUUAAUGAAUGA